This is a messenger RNA of Vitis riparia (riverbank grape), 1831 nucleotides long. RefSeq names its product BTB/POZ domain-containing protein At3g05675. Lineage: Eukaryota; Viridiplantae; Streptophyta; Magnoliopsida; Vitales; Vitaceae. The record is from RefSeq and is a predicted model, not a curated record. Gene Ontology annotation, molecular function: protein binding. The coding region runs from base 225 to 1520 and encodes 431 amino acids. The transcript is spliced from 2 exons.
AAAGUCAUUUGGAUUCUCGUUUCUCAUCACUGCAGAACCCUAAUCCAUGCCUUCUUCACAUUUCAAAAAUCUCGAUCAAAUCGAGUAUAAAUUGCAGAUUCUCUGCGGCUAGAUUCGAACCCAUCUCUGCGAUUGAAUCAAGUUCAUUUAAAGUUAAACAUCAAUUUGAAGGUCUAUUCUCCCAGUUGCAUAAAGCAUGAAUUUUAUUGUAUUUCCCUUCACACAUGGACAAAGCUGGAGCAGCCAAGUCAUGCACACUUGGUGACAGGAGUACUAGUGACAUUACCGUACGACUGACUAAUAGAGAAGGCAGGCCGGAAUGGUUCUACUCUCACUCUUCCAUUCUUAUAAACAAGAGCAAGUUCUUUGCAGACCAGCUCUCUCAUCUGGAUUCUACAGCUUGCAUCGAGAUUCACUGCUCAGAUUUUGAUUAUGAUCAUCACGUUAGUCUUUUGAGGCUGCUCUAUCUGCCUGAGGAUUCAGUUGUUGACUCUUUCGACUCUGUUAAGACUGCUAUUGGGAUUCUUCAGGUGGCUGUUGCCUUACACUGUGAACAAAUCACACAGAGUUGCAUCCAGUACUUGGAGGCUAUUCCCUGGGAGGACAAGGAAGAGGAGGAGAUCUUAAAAGCAGUUUCGAAACUGGGUCCAGUAGCCAUGCCCAUAGUGGCCAGGUUACAACCUGUAGAUCUAAGCACCACAAGAAAUGUUUUUGUUUCUGCAAUUCAAUUUGCCACAUCCAUUGCAGCACCCUGUCUUCCUUUUGGAGAUGAGCUUAAAACUUCUGCUCAGGAACAAGUAGAAUACAUGCUUGGGGAAGAUGAAGAUACAUCACUGAUUACAGCAGAUGAUGAAGUAAAAUCGGUGGUAAAAAUGGGCCUUUCCCAGAUUUGUUCUUCAUUCGAAAAGGAAUUAUCUUCAUUGCUUUUGGAGUCUGAUCUUACAUCUGAGGCAGUGGAAGAUAGAGUACUGAGGAGCCUAUCAGACCUUGAAUGGAUGUGUAAUAUACUUCCCAAGAUGGAUUUGAUGAAGGAAUUUGUUUCUAACUGGACUGAAAUCUCUGGACGCAUUUUGACAGUGGUUGAGGACAGGAAACUUGAUUCUCUCAUGUGGGGUUUGAAAGUAAAGCUGAUAGAAGUGACAGGAAAGGUCUUGGAAGCAGUUGGCUAUGGCAAUGUGAUUCUUCCUCCCCCAUGCCGGGUGCAAUUGCUGAAGACCUGGCUUCCCUACAUAAGAAAAAUGAAGCCUCUUUUGGAUUCAAAAGGCAAUGAAGACCUGGGUUUUCCCCACAAAAUGGAUGAGGACCUGUGUGAAAGCAUUGAAGGCGCAAUUGUCUCACUGAUACUGGCACUGCCAUCAAACGAUCAAGCUGAUAUUCUGGCAGACUGGAUGAAGACUGAGCAGGUGAGGUAUCCUGAUUUGAGCGAAGCUUUUGAGGUCUGGUGUUAUAGAACCAAGUCUGCAAAGAGAAGACUGGUGGAGGGGCUGGACAAAGUCGGCAACGCCGCGGUCAGCCUUUGAUUUCUGCCCUGGGUUUGUUGUAAGAUGAGAUUAUAAAAUGGGUUGGACGGUAAUGCUGAAUUUAAUCUCUAUUUCAUUUCAUUUUCAUGUAGUCUGGCAGUGGCCCCAGGAAUAAUGGUUCCACUUGAUAACUAUAAAUUCAGGCAUCUUAUCAACUUGCUUUGUUUAUUUUUCUGGGUUUGGUGGCUCAUAUUCAUACCAAGCUUCUAGCUUCUAGCUUGGUGGUGAGGAUAUCAUUCAUUCCUAUUCCUGUAUCAAGGGUUUUAAGAAUUUGAUUUUUCUUCCAUUCUAUAAACUUAAACCCUACUCUA